This is a messenger RNA of Entamoeba dispar SAW760, 480 nucleotides long. Its product is annotated as ubiquitin-conjugating enzyme E2, putative. The record is from RefSeq and is a predicted model, not a curated record. Lineage: Eukaryota; Evosea; Mastigamoebida; Endamoebidae. The transcript has a single exon. The coding region runs from base 1 to 480 and encodes 159 amino acids.
AUGAGUCAAGCUACACCUAUUUGUAAGAAAAAGAUUGGCAUAGAAAUGAAACAGUGUCAACAACAAAAAGACCCCCUAAUUAUUCAAAGGUUUGAUCCAAACAACAUUCUAAAUUGCUAUUAUAUUUUCCUCGGACCAAAAGACACACCAUAUGAAGGUGGGAUGUACUUUGGUAAAGUGACUCUUCCAUUUGAUUAUCCAUUCAGACCACCAUCUAUAGAAAUGUUUACUCCAUCAGGAAGAUUCCAACCAAAUAAAAAAAUUUGUAUUUCAAUUUCUGAUUUUCAUCCAGAAACUUGGAGCCCAUCAUAUAAUAUCUUCUCUGUAUUAAUGGGAUUACUAUCUUUUAUGACGGGGACUGAUUGUGGUGUUGGUUCAUUUCAUGAUAGUGAGUCAAAAAAAAGACAAUACGCCAAAGAUUCAAUUAGAUGGAACCAAGGAUUUAAAUUAUUUCAAGACAUUUUUCCUGAGUAUUGUUAA